Messenger RNA from Mytilus trossulus (common blue mussel), 5575 nucleotides. Its product is annotated as lissencephaly-1 homolog. The record is from RefSeq and is a predicted model, not a curated record. Bases 200 to 1438 code for a protein of 412 amino acids. Gene Ontology annotation, biological process: nuclear migration; microtubule organizing center organization; brain morphogenesis. Lineage: Eukaryota; Metazoa; Mollusca; Bivalvia; Mytilida; Mytilidae. Gene Ontology annotation, cellular component: cytoplasmic microtubule; kinetochore; microtubule associated complex. Gene Ontology annotation, molecular function: dynein complex binding; microtubule plus-end binding. The transcript has 13 exons.
GUGCGACUUCCGUAUGUAUUCCGUAUGCGCAUGCGUAUUUAUCCAAUUUUCGGACGAAUUUACGUGUGGAGUCCUGCAAGUGAUAAUAUUUUCGUUGAUUUAAUACAUAUUCCAAUGGUUUGCAGAUCCAAUUAAGAUGUGCUGACAUUAUCCUAACUAAAGACAGAAGGGGAAAACGUUUUACUAUCUUUAAGCAACCAUGGUUUUAUCUCAAAGACAAAGGGAGGAAUUGAAUCGUGCAAUAGCAGAUUAUCUAGCAUCAAAUGGAUACCUCAGUGCUUUGUCAGAAUUUCAAAAGGAAACCAGCAUGCCUGGUGAAGUGGAUAAAAAAUAUGCUGGAUUAUUAGAGAAAAAAUGGACAUCCGUAAUUAGACUUCAAAAGAAGGUUAUCGACCUAGAAGGUAAACUUUCUGAAGCAGAGAAAGAAUUUAAUGCAGGAGGACCCACACGAGACAAACGGAGCCCAACGGAAUGGAUCCCUCGCCCACCUGAACGAUAUUCUCUCAGUGGACAUAGAAGUCCUGUCACAAGAGUUAUAUUUCAUCCUACAUUUAGUGUGAUGGUAUCUGCUAGUGAAGAUGCUACUAUAAAGUUAUGGGACUAUGAGACUGGUGAUUAUGAGAGAACUUUGAAAGGCCAUACAGAUUCUGUACAAGACAUAGCAUUUGAUAACACAGGAAAAUACUUAGUUUCAUGCUCAGCUGACAUGAAAAUUAAGAUAUGGGAUUUCACAACAGAUUAUGAAUGUGUUAAAACAUUAUAUGGCCAUGACCACAAUAUUUCCAGUUUAACAUUUAUGCCCAGUGGAGACUUCAUCGUUUCGUGUUCCAGAGACAAAACAAUCAAGAUGUGGGAGAUAUCUUCAGGGUACUGUGUGAAGACUUUUACUGGGCAUAGAGAAUGGGUGAGAAUGGUACGAGUGUAUCAUGAUGGAUCCUUACUGGCUAGUUGUUCUAAUGACCAGACAGUACGUGUCUGGGUGACAGCCACCAAAGAAUGUAAAGCUGAGUUACGAGAACAUGAGCAUGUUGUGGAGUGUAUAGCCUGGGCUCCGGAGACGGCACAUCAUGACAUCAAUGAAGCUGUUAAUACAGAUUCCAAAAAAGGAAAAGGGAAUACGAGAAGUGGACCAUUCUUGAUUUCCGGAUCAAGAGACAAGACUAUCAAGAUGUGGGACAUUAGUGUAGGACUAUGUCUCUUUACAUUGAUAGGACAUGACAAUUGGGUAAGAGGACUGAUAUUCCACCCUGGAGGCAAAUAUAUUCUUAGUGCUUCAGAUGACAAGACAUUACGAGUGUGGGACAUCAAAAACAGAAGGAAUCACAAAACACUGGAAGCUCACACACACUUCGUUACAUCCAUAGACAUGCACAAAUCAUCUCCAUAUGUGAUUACUGGUUCCGUAGACCAAAGUGUCAAAGUAUGGGAAUGUCGUUAACGCCACCGAUAUUUAGUCUACAAAUUUUAGAGACAACACCAAUUAACCAGCUGUUCCACUCUGGCACUGUGCCAAUUAUUAUGUGAUGUUUGUGAAGUUUCAGCUCUGCGUUGUUCUCAUGAAACAUUUAACCAAUUGAUGUGUCGUUGCUAACUUAUUUCAUCUUGACAUUGCUGAUAUGUUUACCAGCUCGUGCAGACAUGGUUUUCUGCAGUGCUGUUUACUAGCUCAUGCAGACAUGGUUUUCUGCAGUGCUGUUUACUAGCUCUUGCAGACAUGGUUUUCUGCAGUGCUGUUUACCAGCUCUUGCAGACAUGGUUUUCUGCAGUGCUGUUUACCAGCUCGUGCAGACAUGAUUUUCUGCAGUGCAAUCAUCCAAAUGUAUUACUGUUGAUCAGAAUGCAUUCUUCACUUCAAAUGCUCGCUUCCAGUGCAAGUGUUGUCUUUUAAAACUAUUGAAUUAUAUGAAUGAUUACAUAAAUUCAAUUAAUGGUUGCCGUGGAGAUGUACAGAAAUGGCAACUGAGAGAAUGGACAAAAAUUUGCCAGUUGCCAAAGGCACAUAUUCAGACAUAAAGGACAAGAAAUAUUAUAAGAUGCAUAUUUAUUUAGAAUAUUUUUUUUAAUUAAUCAAUUUGAUUCAAUAGAAUUUUAAUGUAUAAUUAUUAUAGAUGUUGGUCACAGGUAAAAUUAUAUCUAUAUUCUUGAUUAUAGAGCUUGGGUUGGAUGGAGUGCACGUUUGGGAAAAAUACAUUACAUAUUGUUUAACUAGACUUGAAUGAAUUGUCUAAUUCACAGUUCUUUAAUAAUAGACAAGAGGAAACUAUAUAUUGACAUAAGAAUGAUUGGUAUUUUGACUUAAGUUUUCUUCAUCUUUGAUGUCAACAGAAAAAGUUUGAAUUGCUUUUCACUUUUUAUCAAACCACAAUAAGUUAUUCAAACAGUAUAAUUGAUAAUGAUAUCAUUUAUGAAAUUUGUUCAGUUAAACAGGCUAAAGAAGAAAAAUUAGUGAUCUUAGUGAAACCUCCAUGUUUGACUUUUUUGUUCUAAUUAUUGAACUUUAAAAUCGAAGAAUCCAUAAUAAGAUUCACUUUCCAAAACACUGAAGUCUUUUUGCAUAAUUCUCCAUCUUUCAUCUUAUCUUGUGCUGUCUUUCUUACUUUUUGUUACACUCAAAAUGCACUGCCUUAUAUUAUAACAUCUAUUCCUUAUUACUUUGUUAUUAGACCAGAAAUUCAUUUUAAAUUGUUUGUGUUUGUGCACAUUAAUUUUGAAAUUAAGAAAGGAAUCAAAUUUUGUUGUAUUAAAUUGUAAAUCAGAUGAAAUUGUUUUGAAAUAUAUAUUUAUUAAAAAGUUAAUUGAAUUUCAGGUAUUGUGAAGUUUGACAGAUAUACUAGGGAUGUAAUACACACAAAAAUGCAAUCUUUUUAUAUCUGAAGGGUUCAAAAUGUAUCAGAUUUAUUAUCCUGUGGUGGUUAUUUUGUUUUAUAGUCAAUUCUGCUGUGUUCACUUCUAAAGAAAACUUAUUUUUUAAUUUUGAAAAAUCUACAGUGUAUGCAAUAAUUAUAAUGAAAAUGGAAGUCAUCAUGGAAGGGGAUAUCAAGCUGUUGAAUAUUUUUGUUAAUGCAUCCAUAGUCAACACAAACUUGCCAUUUGACAUAUUAUGUUGUAGGUAUUAUAUCAAUAUUUAUUUAUUAUUUGUUUUCACUGUUAUUUCAGAGUAUUUUCAUAUCUGAACUAUUGAUAUUAAUAUUGAAAUUGAACUGUGAACCUAGAAAAAAAAAUUAACGUUUGAAGUUGGAUUUUAUUUUCUGGUCACAAUUCAAUAAUAUUGUGUAUCACAAUAGCAUAAUGGAUGACUUUCUGCCUACUUUUGCUCACAGUAUCACAUUAACCUUUAACAUUUACUGUGUAUACCUGAAUGAUAUUAAUAUGAAUUUUGUUCAUUUACAUAGCAAAACAUUUACUAGUUUACAAAGUUCAUAAAAAUAAGUAUUUGUUUUGCUAUGAUAUGUUUAAACUUUUUUCCUUAUGUUUUAAUAAAUUUUAUUUUGUUGUUUAUAACAUGAAAUUCUAUGAAUUGUUGGUUAUAAAAAUUAACAUAACAACAAAUUUAUCAAUUCUCAAUUUUUUUGGCAGGUUGCAUUUAUGAUUGAAUCUCAGGUUGAAAAAAAAGUUUUCAUUUUUGUGCAAUUUGGGUUGUCAAUUUAUAAUUUGAUUCCCUUAGAAUAAUAAAAAUGUAUAAAAUGGUAUCUUUGUAAACCACCCGGUUUAUACAUUUACAAGCUGUUCUGUGAUAUUACUUUCUAAUCUCAUCCAAUUUAUUGAUUUCAUUUUAUCCCCAUUAACAAAUUAUACACGUAGUGCUAUUUGAAGACAAAAAAUAAUUUCUAGUCAAAUAGUCCCCCAUGAUUUAACUAUGUUUUUUGCAGCCUAGCUGCUUGUUUUAAUUAUGCAUUGAUAAAACCACAAUGUGCCAAGAACCAUUUUAAUGUUGUUCAACCAUUUGUUAUAUAAGAAAAUGUUUCUAUUUGUCAGAAAUAUUUUCUGCUAAUUCUUUUGUGUUGUGACUUUUCCUGCAUAUCUCUAUCAAAUCCAUGUAGGUCUUAAAUAUAACUAAAAAAUAUUGAAUGUAAAUUCAACAAGUUAAUCAACAAGAUCAAUCCCAGAAAAGGACACCCAUUUUACCACAACAAGUGAUUACUUAUUUCAACUAAAGAUUCAUCAGAUGCUAUCUCCAAAAUGAAAGAGAAAAAUGAUUAAUGAUAAAAUCAAAAAUCAAUAUUUUGUACACUGUUGUAUAUCAUUGUUGGAAUAUGAAAGAGUAAUUUUGACUGAAUGAAGUUCAAAUGUAUUUGUUAACAUUAAUUAGUACCAAAGAAAUAAUUAUUUUUUGAAAAAUUAUGUUCUUAUAUUGUGAAGGCAUCAUGAUGCAAGUUUCGAAAAGGGAGGUUUAUAUCUUGAUUUUGAAUUAAGUCAACAUGACUCUCUUUAACAUCAUUGAACCAUGAUGCCGGAUUCAGUAUAAGGUCAUAACAACUUUUUAAACAGAGCAAGAAAAUGGAACUCUCUCAGAACAUCUUAGUACCAUUGUUAAACAUGUUAAAAUUGUUUAUUAUUUAUUUUACAUGGGAAAAAAAUAUGAUGUCGAAUUUUCAGUAAUUAUAAAAGUCUUUUGUUUUCAUUUCGAUUCACUUGAGUAUGCUGUAAACAUUCAAAUUACAGAAAACUUCAGUAGAUUAUUUCUCAUUAAAUGUGAGAGUACAGAAAGUGGAUGUAUGAAAUUGCUUGAAAAUUGGCAUGUAUAUAAUUUGCAGAAAAAUCCUUCUUUUCACUUUAAUCUAUCUAUUCCAUAAGCUAUUUUAUGGUAUAUGAUAGAACCGAAAACAGGGACUUUUCUUGCAAGGUGUAAACAUUUCUAUUCACACUUUAUUAAGAAUAAUAAAUGUUUAAAAAAACAUACAUAUUGUUCAUUAUUAGAUUUGAAAAAAAGUUGUAGAAAAAAAUAUGAAAAAAAAUUGUUGAAAAAAUACAUUGAAAAUAAAGUGUGUAAAAUUGAUUGCUAUAAAUAGCUAAUUUAUGCAUGUAUUUUUGUAAGUGCUAUUGUGGGAUUAAGGAAGGAGAUUAAUCAUAUAGUAUUAUUAGUCAUUGACCAAAGAUAAACAAGCUGUAUCAGGUCACGGAAGUUGUUUGAUAAACCAGCUUAAAUAUGAACUGUGGGUUGUCUACCCUUUAAAGUUUUUAAAAGAUUAUUAUCUCCCUUUAUCAGAGAUAAACGCAAUUGAUAAAUGUGAACUUGAGUGGGUUAUCUACCCUUUGAAAAAUUAAAGAUUGUUAUCUCCCUUUACCAGAGAUAAAAGCAUUUGAUAAAAUUGAGUGGGUUGUCUACCCUUAAAUAAUUGCAAAGAUUAUUGUCUCCCUUUACCAGAGAUAAAAGAAUUUGAUAAAUUCAUACCAUCUUUCAAAUGAUUAAGCCUGCUAUAUUAUUAAAAAAACAAAAUCAUUCCUUAAAUGACAUUGAAGCAGCUUGUAUGUCUUUCAUCAUCAGAAAGGCUUGUGUAUCUUCGUAGCUUUGUUUCAAAGAUUUUAAAUUUGAUCUGAUUGUUAUGUCUGUCAAAUAAAUAAUAUAUCCAUCAGA